Messenger RNA from Coccidioides posadasii C735 delta SOWgp, 1299 nucleotides. It is a transcript of the gene YPT52, whose product is annotated as GTP-binding protein of the rab/ypt. Lineage: Eukaryota; Fungi; Ascomycota; Eurotiomycetes; Onygenales; Onygenaceae. The record is from RefSeq and is a predicted model, not a curated record. Gene Ontology annotation, cellular component: Golgi apparatus; endosome. Gene Ontology annotation, molecular function: GTPase activity; GTP binding.
AUCGACAGGCCGCCGAACAGGUACGAGCAAGCCCAAGCGCCUUGACAUCGGAUAUUCUACGGAUCACCUUUUUAUACCCUUAUUUUCCGGUGCUUUACUUUUCCCGAUUUCCCUUUCCGUUUGAACUCCAGAUCGUCCGCGAAGAUGGCCGCGAGAGCACCCGUUGGAGGCCGACCCGGCGCCAGAUUCGCUCAGUUCAAACUUGUUCUCCUUGGGGAGUCUGCUGUUGGAAAGAGCUCUCUAGUCUUGCGCUUUGUGAAGGAUCAAUUCGAUGAUUAUCGGGAAUCGACCAUCGGCGCGGCUUUCUUGACCCAGACCAUUUCACUCGAUGAGAACACCACCGUGAAAUUCGAAAUAUGGGAUACUGCUGGCCAGGAAAGAUACAAGUCGUUGGCCCCGAUGUACUAUCGCAAUGCAAACUGCGCAGUUGUAGUCUAUGAUAUUACCCAAGCGUCUUCCCUCGACAAAGCAAAAUCAUGGGUGAAGGAGCUCCAACGACAGGCAAACGAAAAUAUCAUCAUUGCUUUGGCCGGAAACAAACUUGAUCUUGUGACAGAUAGCCCAGAUAAACGCGCUGUUCAAACCGCUGAUGCUGAGGCUUAUGCGCGCGAGGCUGGGUUACUCUUCUUCGAGACAUCAGCAAAAACGUCAACUAAUGUGAGAGAACUAUUCACUGCCAUCGCAAAGAAACUGCCCCUGGAUCAAGCGGGCCCACGGAAUCUUCGAUCGAACCCUCGCCCAGGAGUAGAUUUACGACCGGAAUCCGCCAAUACCCAAGCUGGAGGAUGCAAUUGCUAGAUCGGUGACCAGGUUGUAGUUCGCAAUGCACUUCGUUUCACGUCUCCCCAUCCACCUCCGGACGUAUCUAUAUUCCCUCAAGUACCUUUACAAUAUGGCAACUUGGAUUUACUAGCAAGCCUUCCAAGAGGUGCUGGGGCUAUUUUGAAGGGGGGAGAAUCUGUUUCGGCGCACCCAACCAUUUUCUUGCACCAUGUGUGUGCUUCAGUGCUACCCGCUCUUCGCUCCCAUCAGUCCCUAAUACUAUCCCAGUCUAUUUGGCGCUUGAGAACCUUUAGCAUUUAUCGCAUUCUCACUAGACCCUUGUCUAAAUGGCGCCUUACUCCAUGCCUGUGAUUUAUGUCCUGUUCCUGCUUCGGUGUUUUUUGGGGGGGACUUACUGGUCUAAUGUUCUUCAUUCUAUUUUCUUAUGAAUGUGAUUGCCUAUUCUUUUGUGCUUUUCCAGAGGUUGUCAGAUUUGGGCGCAGGAUUUGUAGCUUGUCGUGUUUCUUCUACCACUUU